This is a messenger RNA of Hypanus sabinus (Atlantic stingray), 1915 nucleotides long. RefSeq names its product methenyltetrahydrofolate synthetase domain containing (gene mthfsd). Gene Ontology annotation, cellular component: cytoplasm. The record is from RefSeq and is a predicted model, not a curated record. The coding region runs from base 670 to 1788 and encodes 372 amino acids. NCBI's taxonomy places the organism in Eukaryota, Metazoa, Chordata, Chondrichthyes, Myliobatiformes, Dasyatidae. The transcript has 7 exons. Gene Ontology annotation, molecular function: RNA binding.
GGGAGAAGGGGGCAGAAUAGGUGGGGGAGGGCUGGAGGAAGAUUGUACCAAUUUUCCUUUUGGAGGACCAGCGGACUUUUGGAAGAAAGCGGUUAAGAAAUUACUUUAUUGCUCUAAAUUAUUUCUGUAUUUGACAGAUUAAAUAAAGAGUAAACUAUCAACAGAACGCUAUCCAUUUCCACUCAUUUCAGGACAUUAUGAUAAUCAGCGCCCAAGUAUUGACACUAUAAUUUGCAGAUCAGUUUAUGGCGUAUUUGAUUGACUUAGAUGAAAAAAAAGGCUUAACUAAGUCUUAACAUAUCACAAAGGAAAAUAAAACAUUUAUAAAAGUUUGAUUUAGUCUUGAAUCUAAAGUUGGUUUGUCAUGAACCUCAAAAAUACACGGUAUGAAUUGCAUUACCAUGUGUUUCCUCUCGUAAAAAUAAGUAUACAAUCCAAUGUAUAAAAUUACACUGACGCUCAUAUUCGGCUGUUAUCUCGGUCAUGAACUAUGCCGGCCCUUGAAGGCAGGUGGCCAUCUAAUCAAUGUUGCGUGAAGAACAGGAAUCAUGAGCUUGCAGAAAAUGCAAGCGAUUACAAUGUUGAAGCGAGAAUUGUUUGUCCCGUGCUAACACUGUGCCUGGGGAAUAACGUCCAAUCCUCGGCGCUCUUAUUGCUGCACAACUUUUGAUGUCAUUAAUGCAAACACGCUUGCACUGCCCGAGUGGACGUUUGUCAACCAAUUUCUUUGAAAACGUUUGUAACCUCAGAAGGGGUAGUUGCCAUAUACCAGGUGUCACCAAGUGGGAUAUUCGGCAGAAAGUUUGGGAUUAUAUGGAGGAAAACAAUUUGGCAAACUUCCCAAGACCUGUUCACCACAGAAUCCCGAAUUUCAAGGGUGCAUACGAUGCCUGUAAUAAAAUCAAAAACCUAGAUUGUUUCAUCAAGGCAAGAGAGGUGAAGGUGGAUCCCGAUAAACCACUUGAAGGAGUCCGUUUAUCUGCUCUCCAGGCUAGAAAAACAUUGUUGGUCCCAACACCUAGGUUGAGAACAGGACUGUUCAAUGAAAUUGUUCCACCUCCUGGAGCCUCAAAGGAAAUAUUAAGGGUGUGUUCUACUGCUCAGGGAGUGAAGGACUUCAGUGUACCUGUGAGACUUGAUGCGAAAGUUCACAUAGACCUAGUUGUGGUGGGCUCUGUGGCUGUAUCUAAGGAAGGCUGGAGAAUUGGGAAAGGAGAGGGCUUUGCCGACUUGGAGUACUCCAUGAUGGUGUCGAUGGGAAGCAUUGAUGAGAAUACAGUUGUUGUUACCACCGUACACGACUGCCAGGUGGAUUCAGGGAUGAUGAAAAAAAUUCCUAUCCUAAAAAGCUUUCACUUCAGGGAAGAGCAAGCAGGCAAGGAUGUUACGCUGAAGGAUGAAAGCUGCAUCGAUACAAAAGAAAUGAUAAGGAAAGGUGCAACCACAACACUAAUGGAAAAACACCUAUCUGGAAUGGCUGGAAAUUGCGAUGAGUGUGAAAAACAAACAGAAUUUGACUCUAAAAGACAAACUAAUCCUCUAGGCAGAGUUACUACUGUGUAUAUGGGUAAUAUACCUCAAGAUAUGAGAGUCAGUAAAUUGAAGAACAUUUUGAGAGAUCACAAUGCAGUUCCAUUACGUCUAAACUGGCAGGGUGCACAACACCGAGCUUUUCUUGACUAUCCAGAUGAGAAAACUGCAGAAGCUGUUGUAACUUCACUCUCAGGCUUAAGUUUAAGCGGGAGUACCAUCAGAGUUAAACUUGCCAACAAGAAGCGUGACAAUUGAGAAGUCAAACAAAUGCACAUGUGAACUGACAGGAUCACAUCAUAAAAAUGUUAAUAUCAAACUUUAAAUGCCAAAAAUAUUAUUGUUCUUACUCAAAUGUAUAAUUAAAGUGGAAUCAGUUCUUGUA